AUGGCGUCCAUCCCAGCUGUGCUCGCUGCUUUGAGGCAAAUUGAGUUUCCAGACAAAGAGGCAGUUUGGAAUUUGUUUCAGAACCUUGGCCGGAAACAUCAGAAGAAGUUCCCUGGCUACAAGUUUCUUCAUCGUGGAGGCCUCUCCUCACCAUAUGUGCGAUAUGUAACAGAUGCAGAUGUGAUUUUUAACAACCAGAACGGAGUCCUGGUGACCGUGCAGGAUUUCGAUGUUCUUAGCAGCCUUGCGCUGCAGUUGUUCGACCGUAGUAUUUAUGCUGCGCGAAUUGCCCGAGACGGAGCGGAACUUCUGGAUGAAGAGAUCAAUGAUUUGAGAGCAGUCCGAUCUGUGGUUGAACAAGGCUGUGAUGUGGCAACCUUGGUAGGUAUCUUCACACUACGGAAUGGUUGGUGCGUGCCUGUGGAUUUGACUUUACAAUGUGGUGAAUCAGAUAUGGCAAAGGACGAAAGAAUCAAUCGUAUCCUUGGCAACUUGGAGAACCUGGACUUUGCAAAGGUGAUCUCUCGAAUUCGUGCUAUUCUGCCGAAGAACGACAAAGCCGAAUUUGCUGAAGCCUGGAACAGCUCAGGUGGUGCCUUGCGGUUCUUGGUAAAGCAAAUCCACAUCAGCAAUUACAUGUCAGAGGCACAGCAGUAUCAAUAUUUGCGCAACUACCUGCAUCUUUUCGGAGCCCACCCAGAUGAUUGGGCCAAUGUAGCGGAAGUGGAAAUGCAGCGCCGUGCUUUAACCCACCUAGAAUCAUACAAGUCUUUGAUUCAACGUGCCACCGGCGAGAGGAGAAAUGAGGUUUGGUUUGCUUUCGAAGAAGCGAAGCAACAGUUUCAGGAGGACCACCAUGGGCGACACGGUCCCAUUAGCUCCACACAGUCGCAAGGUGGUUACUACAUCGGUCCAUUGGAUAAAGCCGGACAAGCUCAGUGGGGAGAUGUGGGGCCCGGUCGCGUUCUGUGCGUGAAUGCACACCAGCGCUGGAUUGAAGAAUAUGGGCAUCUCUCAGACAUCCAGGUGGGCGGAGGUCACCUUUUUGACCGUCGAUCAGAGCUUCAAAUUGACCUCAUCACUUUGUCGUCAAUCCCACAGGUACUCUCCGAUAAAGUCUAUCUGCCGUUGGUUAGGAAGCCAAACAUUGCCGAGGUCAAUCCAAAGACCAUUCAGAUCGCCCGGAGUGCCACGGCUUUGCCACAUUUGCGACUCACAGGGACAGGCAUCCACACAGGCCUCGAUGGGUGCUGCACUAUCUCUACAGACCAAGCUGUCGGUUCUCCCAAAGAAGAUCGACUCAAGGUCUUGACGCGACCUACCUGGCUGUAUCGUUGGCCUGGUGCCCCUCCCAAAAGUUGGCGUCGUACUGCGAAAGCCGAAGGCCCCUUCUCAGCCCGAUGCGAGAUGCCUUCUGACGUGGUGGAGAUGGUUGGCCGCAGGUUGUUUGUGACCUAUUCGCCCAACUGCCAUCAGUUUCCAGUACAAGGUCAUUGGGUGGACCUGGUUGUUGCACCGACCAUCCAGCGGAUUUGGCCUUCCGAGGUGAUUUUUGACGCAACUCAACCAACCAGGGUCACUGCGACUGGAAUAGGCUUCAUUGGCGAUUUGCGUCUUCGGAUUGCCGGCCGCCUGGCGACCGGGCUCCAGGUGCACAACGACUCGGCAAUCUCCUUUGUGCCGCCUGCUCCACCUUUGCGAUCUCCGGAUGAUGCUAGCGAGGCAUGUGACUCAUAUGAAGCAGAUCCGGAGAACAGUCGAACAGUCACUUUACUUUAA
Cladocopium goreaui is the source of this 1779-nucleotide messenger RNA. The record is from the annotation of a GenBank genome assembly. NCBI's taxonomy places the organism in Eukaryota, Dinophyceae, Suessiales, Symbiodiniaceae.